Molecule: messenger RNA, 4534 nt
Organism: Physella acuta
Lineage: Eukaryota; Metazoa; Mollusca; Gastropoda; Physidae
Biological process (GO): actin filament polymerization
Cellular component (GO): actin filament
Source: RefSeq, a predicted model, not a curated record
AUGAUUACUUUUCUUGGCUGUGGUGUGUUCGCGUCUGAUAUUUCACAGGGUUCAGCGUCUUCCUCUCACUCCCCUCCCGCCAGCCCCGAUCUCCACCCCCCGGGCAAGCAGCGGUACCUGGAGAACAAGCCCUUCUCCUACGGGGUGCCCAGCAUCAAGCAGACGUGUGAGAUGGUCGUCCGGUCCAGGGAAUCCUCGCCCCACAACGGCCGACACACCAAGUCGGCCGUCUUGUCUAGCGCUAGCGACUACGCCAGGUUCGCUCACAACGAAGAAAACGGUCAAGGUUAUCCAAAGGUCAACGGCAGCCGGGACCGGUCUGCGUCCGUGCCGGAUGAGUACCAUGAGGUCAAGGCCGAGUACGUGCAGGAAAAUAUCUACGACUCGAGGUACAGCGAGGGGAUCUACGGCAAGUUCGUUCAGCCGGGGAGCCAGAACCGCCCCAAGCUGACCUACGUCCCGCCCCCCGUGGUGCCGACCCCGCCCCACGAGCAGCACAGCCAACAGCAUUACCCGCAAGCUGUUGAACAGCUGAGAUCAGACGCCGCUGGUGUGUGCACCCAGCACCAUCACAACCAUCACAACAACAGCAACAACGCCCCGCAUUUUCAUUCUCCUUCGUCGUCGAUCUCAUCGAGUUCCCCGAUGUCCUCGCCCAAGGUCAACCACUCAAGGUCACGCCCGGACGCCAUACCUCCCCCGCCCUCAUUCCCCGCCCCCCUCCCCCCUGUACCAGGAUACGAAAGAUACGCCUCAGCUGAGCCUUCCAGACACUCGCCUUCUCCUCCCCCUCCCCCACCCCCAGCGGAACCAGGCAGCUUUUCUUCCAGAUCUUCAAGGUCAUCCACCAGGAGGUCAAAGACGUCAUCGCCGACGCCUAUGGCGUUACACAUGCCCCCCACCCCCGUGCCCCCACCUCCACCCCCACCCCCUAGCACCUUCACACCCCCAAACCACCUGGACAAAACUCUCGGUGCCGCGCGGACUGGAUCCCCGGCGCGAUUCACAGCGAGCAAACAGCCGUCAACAGCCACCCUAGACCAGCUGGCUCAGGUCAAGCUUCGGACAGUCAGCGAGUCCGGCUCCGUCAAAUCCCCAACACCGGUCGAAGAGCCGGCACCGGCUGCCAUUAACGUCAGACUACGUCCUACACCCGGCAAGUUCGGCAACAUUUACACAGAGGAACCAGAGGAGACAACUCUACCCCCUCCUCCACUGCUCGACGAUUUAGAUGAGUUACCUCCCCCGCCGCCUCCACCUGAACUCUUAUGUCAUGACCUCACCAGCCUCCAUCUCGCGACCAUCCCGACCCCCAUCCCCUCCCAGCCCCCACCCCCACCUGGGCUGGCAGGUGAGGGGAAUUCCACUCCGAUGCAUCACCCACCCCACGUUGAGCACCAGCAAACGAGCGGUGCCAGUGGCAGGAACGGAGCCGUUAUUGGUGCUGGAUCAGACUUCUACACUCCGGGGUUGGAAAAACUCACAACAGAGUCUGUGGCCAACAUGGACUUUGAAAUUCCUGACGAUAUCGAUCUAAGUCAAUGUCCUGGACUAGUGGAGAUCAACAAACACACCCCAAACUGGAAAAAGGACAUGAUAGAGAAGAAGAACCAAGAGAAAAUUGAGGAAUAUGUUAAAGGUAUUUUGAGACAAAGAGAAUUGGAAGCAAAAUGGAAAAAUGUCCCUGAAUGGAAAAGAAAAAUUUUACAAAAGAAGGAAGAAGAGGAACAAGGGAUAGUAAAAGCUGAAACACCAGAGAAAGACAAGAAGCCACCCGAACAAAAAUCUGGAGAAAAAGAGAAAAAAGUCGCAAGUAAAAAAGCACCAGUGCCACCACCACCACCACCAAAAGAUGAUUUUGUUCCCCCCAAACCAAAAGGUGACAUUGUUCCAGCUGCCUUGAGCAUAGAUCCUGAAGAACUAGCUGCAAUGCCUCCAUGGAAGAGGGAACUGCUGUUCAAGAGGGACAAGGUUCCAAUCACAUUUUCUAAUGAGUUUAACCCUGAGGAACAAGAGCAGUCUGGGCAGGGGGACGACCCCGAUGCCAGUUGAUGGAGUUCUCUGAGAUAUGAAUGACUGCUUUCUUGUGUAAAUGUGUACACAAAUCAAAUGUUGAUUUCAUUACCAGAUUUUUCUGCCCACUAUGUUAGAACUUUUAAUUAAGAAAGGGUUUUGUUUUAAAGUAAUUCAUUAGGCAAUUAUCAACAAAAUGCAUAUUUCAAUGAUUAUAUAAAAUUGAUGUGUAAAUAAUUUUUUUUUAAAUUCUGGUAAUUUUUGUAACCUUUGUUUUUGUAAAAUAUUUUACUAUUUUAUCUUUGAAAGAUAAAAAGAAAUCUCUUUUUUUACAUUUUGUAAAAUAAUUUUGGUUGUUAAAGUGUAGUCUUGUCAGUUGAAACAGGAUAAUUAAAUGCAAUUUGUAUCUGGCAAUAAACCAAUGUGAGGAUAACUGUGUGAUUGUGAAAUUGAAAUGAAUUCAUUUUAUACUCAUAAAGAUGUAUAGUCUUAUAUAAAUUAAUAAGCUGGAUUGUAUUAAUGCCUGUGUGAACAUGUUCAAAAACUUGCCAGAUUGGCAAGAUUUUAUUUUUAAUCUAGCUAGAGUAGUAUAUAUUUUAUACUUAAAAUAAAUUGUUUUUAAAUGUGUAUGAUCUAUGAACUGGUUUUUAGAGUUUAAAAAAGUAUCUACUUUAUUACUAAAAAAUUAUUUUAUCAAGUGUUUAAAUCAUAGUUAUAAUAUUAUUGUGAGCCGAAUAGUGCCAAAAUAAUUUCUACAAAGUUUUCCUUAUAUGAAAACCAAAUUUAUUAUGAAUAGUAUAAAUCAUAUAGAACAUUAGAAACAAAUCAUUAAUUAUUCAAAUAAAGGCCUACUAUAAUUGAGUUUGGAUAAUUUUUAGCUAAUGCUAUUACUUGUUAGCUUGUCUUUUUGAAAAUUCUGUUACUAUAAUGUUUAUCUAUUUAUGUAUAAUAUUUUGACGGAAUCUGAUUUAUUGUAUUAUACAAUCGAGAUCUUUUUCCACCAUUAAAUUACUGUAGUGAUCUCUUGUGGAUUUCAACUUUAGAUUGUUGAAUUUGAAUUUUGUACAAUAUAGUUGAGACAAACUGCUUCCUGUUAUGUGUCUUUAACACAAUAACUGGAACUGCCAAGCUCUUUUUGAUCUGUUUUACAACAAACUCUUUAUAUUUAUUAAUUGAAUUGAUAAAAAGGGAUAAAAUUAUGAAGAGCGCCCUCUCUAUUAUAAAUACAAUUUGAUGGGGUUUUUUAAUGCCCUUUCGUAAGAUGUUAAGGUUAUGCCAAUUAAAACAUUAAAUUUAUACACAAUACCUUUUUGCAUUUAGAGGCUUUUUCUAUUGGAAAAGUAAAUAAAGCUUGAACAAAUCUACUUGACUGAUUUAUUAAAAUAGUAUUAUUAUACUGAAAAUUUGUUGGUAUUUGUGUACAAAUUUUUCUCACUUUUCUGUGUUGUAGACUACUUGUAGAUAAAAUGAUGAAGUUUUAAAUUCUGUCAACUAUGGUCAUUAAAUGACAAAUAUCUUCAAAUAUGUUAGUGCUUUGCAUUAGAUACAUUUUUACAUUUCAAAUAAUCAUAAAGGUUCUGCCAUCUUGUGUUUACAAACUAUGUGAAUAAGAGUUGUCCACCCUCCUUCUAAACUUCUUUGAUACUGGUGUGAUCACAGUGUCUUAAACAAUAAACGUGCCUUUGCUAUUGAAAGCUACAUUGCACAGUUCAUUUGUCACCUUUCUAAGCUAGGUUCUAUUUUCAAAAAAGGCACAAUGUUGCUGUUAAAAGUGGUACAGUUUUCAAUCAGAGCCUUCAUCAAGCUAAUAUCAAGUAAAAUAUUCAUCUAGCUAUCAAAGUACAAUCCAGCAAAUUAUAAAACGUUUCUGAUUUCUAAAGGAGUUUUGAAGAUACUUUUAAACAUACCUGUAUUCUAUUAUCUUUGUAUAUAUUUUUAAUAAAUAAUUUAUUUUAAUGUAAAUGUAAAAAAAAAUUUAAACUUUUAUAAGUAAAAUAGUUUGUUAAAAACUUAUGAAAACAAAUCAUGUCGCUGUUGUUUAAAGUCAGUAAUCAUUGUUGUUAGAUAUAUUUGUUUCUUUUAUUUUCAGUGAUUGGUAUUUUAAGUUGUUCAUUACCUACAACACCAAAAGGGAGAAUUAAAGAGCUCUAAUGAUUGCAAUUGUAUUGACAGUUAAAGUCAUUGAUUAUUUUUAUGCAAAUUAUUGUUAGCAUAUUCUACUUUGUCACAUUUAAUCAUUUAUUUAUUCAUCAGUUUGUGAUAUAAAUUUAGCAUCUCCUAUUUCAUUUAUCUGUUUGUAAUGUAGUAGCUGCCAUUGCUAAGAUGUGUAUGCUUGUAUAAAACAUUGCUAAUUUUUUUUUUAUAUGAAUAUUUUUCUCAAAGGUUAAAUCCUGUUAUAGUUCAAUUUUAUAUAAAAUAUGAAAAUAACUGAGAAUUGUAUAAAUCAACUAAAGAUUGCCAAAAGUUCCUUUAAAAAUAAUUUUUUAAACCAGCUUUAAAAAAAAGGUUUUCUAAGUUUGAA